Striga asiatica is the source of this 892-nucleotide messenger RNA. The record is from the annotation of a GenBank genome assembly. Lineage: Eukaryota; Viridiplantae; Streptophyta; Magnoliopsida; Lamiales; Orobanchaceae.
AGUUUACCAUACAAUCUUAAUUAGAUAGAGACCACCAAACAACGAUAUCGAGAGUUUAAAAUAAUUUUUUUCUUUAUUAUAAUCAACGAACGCUGAGAAAUUUUCGCCAAAGGUCUGCUAGCUGACUCAUCAAUGGCUUCUUCCUUCAAAGCAUUUUUGAACAGUCCCAUUGGACCCAAAACAACUCAUUUUUGGGGCCCUGUAGCUAAUUGGGGAUUUGUCAUUGCUGGACUGGUGGACAUGAAGAAACCCCCAGAAAUGAUAUCUGGCAACAUGACUGCAGCAAUGUGCGUAUAUUCUGGGUUAUUCAUGAGGUUUGCAUGGAUGGUUCAGCCUCGCAACUAUCUGCUGCUUGCCUGUCAUGCUUCAAACGAGACAGUGCAACUUUAUCAACUCUCACGCUGGGCUAAGGGCCAAGGGUACUUGGGGGAUAAGAAAGAAGAGGCCACAGCUCAGUGAACUCAGUACCGUUCUUUACUGAUUUUGUUUUCCUAAACCGAAAAUAUGGGUCUCGAGACUCUCGACAAUGUUCUCCUCAUCAUCAGAAGCCUGAAAACACCAAGCCACAUAUAAAGCUGUAGGCUGAUGUGAUCAUCUUAAUUUCUCAAUUUUUAUUUUUUUUAUCUUUGUUCAUACCCCUUUGUAUUUUAUGUUCCCAGAAUACUUUGAUACAACUUUAUUUGGUUUAUUCGUGUUUAUUGUUGUGAUAAAACUGUCUUUGGAAAUUUUGGUCAGAAGGAAAAAAAAAUCAAAAAAUUUAAUUUUCAUCCGUGCAUGAAAGCACAUUAAAAAAAAUGGAAAAGAAAUGUAGGGUCCAUUGAUCCAUUCCUUUUUUUUUUUAUGUAUUUUGUCAUCAUUUUAUGAAUAAAUCUAUCAUUUCUAACUAUCGAAA